Mycetomoellerius zeteki is the source of this 1486-nucleotide messenger RNA. Its product is annotated as NSFL1 cofactor p47. Gene Ontology annotation, cellular component: nucleus; cytosol. Gene Ontology annotation, biological process: Golgi organization; membrane fusion; autophagosome assembly. The transcript has 5 exons. NCBI's taxonomy places the organism in Eukaryota, Metazoa, Arthropoda, Insecta, Hymenoptera, Formicidae. The coding region runs from base 237 to 1391 and encodes 384 amino acids. The record is from RefSeq and is a predicted model, not a curated record. Gene Ontology annotation, molecular function: ubiquitin binding.
UGAUUACGAGGGGGAAAUGGGGAAUGGACAUUAAUGACAGGCGGACAGAUCAAGAAAAUUGACGUGUAGAGUGUAUGUAGAGUGAAAGGUGCGUUAGCUUUUGCAAAAUCGGCCACGCAGGGUGGAUUCGUCGCGAUCGGGGUCGCAAGGAGCGAAAAGAAAAAGAGAAAGAGAGAAAAAGAGAGAGGAAAAAAAACGGUGAAUAGACAUCGUGAGUUUUUUAACAUUUCCAGAGAAUGGCGAGCCGCGACGAGUUGGUCUCGCAAUUCGCGGACGUAACUGGUGUUGACGCUGAGAGAGCGCUAUUUUACCUUGAGUCAUCCGCUUGGCAGCUCGAGGUUGCCUUGACGAGUUUCUAUGAAAACGAUGAGCCAGCUGAACUAGUGUCCGAGACCAUCGAUAUAUCACAGCAAGCAGAAGGAUCAGAGGAUAAUACGAGCGCAAUGUCGAAUAAGCAAACGAAAUCCGACUCGACGGAGUCGAAGGGUGCCAAAUCUAAGCCCAGAUUUGGGACGUUAAAUGAUCUUCAAGGUAGUGACAGCAGUUCUGAAGAGGAAGAGGGACAGGCAUUUUAUGCAGGUGGUUCUGAACACAGUGGACAGCAAGUUCUAGGACCAGGAAAGAAGAAGAAGGAUAUUGUCAGCGACAUAUUCAAGUCGUGUCAAGAGCAAUCUAUCGCUGCGGAUCCUCCAAAAAUAGGAGGCCAACAAAGGCCGAACACGUUCAUAGGCACGGGAUAUAAAUUAGGUCAAACUAGCUCGGAUAGCGAAGUGGUGAUGGGAGCAAACGUAGAUCAACAAUCUUCAAGCGGUCUUAUUAUAUUAAAACUGUGGAAGGAUGGAUUUACAAUAAAUGAUAGUGAGAUACGAUCGUACGAAGAGGCUGAAAACAGAGACUUUCUAGAUGCCAUUAAACGAGGUGAGAUCCCAGCAGAGAUUCGUCAGCAGGUACAAGGUGCAGAAGUACGACUCGAUAUGGAAGAUCAUCGUCAUGAGACUUAUGUUCCACCGAAAACCAAAGUGAAAGCCUUUUCUGGAAAGGGGCACAUGUUAGGAAGUCCAUCGCCAGCUACUGUGGGCAUGACGGUUCCAACAGAUCCUGCUGAUCAAGCUGCCAAUGAAGCACAAGCGAAAAAAGAAUUGGAUCUAGAUGCUUCAAAGCCGACUACAACAUUACAAAUCCGUCUUGCAGACGGUAGUAUUGUAAAGGCUCAAUUCAACCUAUUGCAUACAGUCGCUGAUCUUAGACGAUAUAUAAUAACUAUGAGACCUCAGUAUGCUCUAAGGGAUUUCAGUUUAUUAACUGUGUAUCCAACGAAGGAACUUGCGGAAGAUAAAACUAUUGAAGAAGCUGGUUUACAAAAUUCGGCUAUAAUGCAACGACUGAAAUAAACUUUUUUUAAAUUCUUAGAUUGAUGUAACGAUUAGAUACCAAAUAUAUGUUAAAUCGCUUAAAAUAAAAUUUCUAUGUAUUUUUAUUAGGAAUA